UUUGUCCUGACCAUGUGCAAGGAUGUGAUGGCACGAGGACUGGAAAAAUUAUCAACAUGUCCAUGUAGUGAAGGUGCUUUAAAGCUGUGGGUGUAGCCAGAGGGUGUUUUACAGGUGAAGCAGCACAGGAGCGUUGUGGUUCACUGCCGGACACCCCAUUUCCCAUCAUCCCAGUUAUUCCCUGAUGUGAAAAGAGGUUGGGAAGGGCACAAGCAGUAAAGCCUCGUGGCUGAGCCUCUCUGGCAGCCCCCAGCCCCUUUGCUGAGGGCUAGGCAGAGCCAGGGCUGUAUUUUGGCUGAGCAGGAGAGCUGGGGGGUGAGUUUGAGGGUGCUGCCCACUCCCCAUGCCUUGGCAGGCCUUUGGGGCUUUCCUUCGCGAGCCGAGGCGAGGUGGGUUAUACAUAGCAGGCAGCUAACGCUGCCGAUUAAUGCCAUGGCACCUGCCUCGCCCGCCUCGCAUGUCGUUAAGGAGAUCAGCACUAAUGAAGGGGGCUCCUCUGGGGGCCGGGGAAGAGCCUGGGGAAGAGCAGGGACGUGGCAGAGCAAAUCUGGUGCCAGGGAUGCAGAAAAGGGACCCCUGUGGCUGAUAGCAGGAGAUCUAGGGCAUGACUUUGAGGAGCCCCAAGACAUCAGUUAGGGGCUGGGUGUGGGUUGGGGGCCCCAGCAUCACCCCGCGGCCAUGGCCGGGUACCAGUGAGCAUCACUGCCCAGCAAGGAUGCUCCCAGCUGGAUCUGCCCAGCCUCAUGAAAGCCCAUCAUCCUGAGAUCACUUCUCCUAUGACUCACCCCAGGUGACCCCAAUAUCUUCAUCCCCAAAACCUCCUUUUUUAUGUUUUCUACACAGUUUUUUUGCCUCCCCCUGCUUCCCCCUUCUCACCUCAUCCUCCCUUUGAUUCCUGUAAGUGAUUCUGUGUUGUGGCUGCGGAGCCUUUGCAACUUGGAAAAAACAUUUUAUUUAACCUUCCUUCACUUUAAAGAGCAUAAUUACAUUUUAAUCUCAUAUUCUGGCGUUAUCAUUCCAGACACAGAGUCAUUUGAAUGCAGAUCAUUCCUAGCUAAUGUAAUUUUACGAUACAGUAAUGAAGAGAUGGAGCAUGAGCAUGUAACACCCAAUUUAGAGCUGACAUUUGGGUUUCUUUUAAAGAAAAGUUUUCCCAGCCGAGGGCUUUUGCGUCCUCCUUGGUCCUGCAACGCAAGUGGGUUUCGGCUCCCGCUGUGAAGGGAUGGAUUUGGACGGGGAAACGUGGCCAGUGCUAAUAAUAUUGGUCAUUAAAGCUGCCCACAGCGGCUCCACGUGGGUGAUUCAGCAUCUCUGGUGAUGGGCACAAGGCAAAUUUGGGAACUCAACGCUCCCUUGGUCCCAGGGAGACCUGGCUCAGGGGCUGUGGUUACCUUCAUCCCUCUUAGCGGGGAAUUACCCUCAUUUUACCUAUCAAAAAUCCCAGGAGUCCCCCAAAACCCAGGACCAUCACCUCUGAGGUUGACACACACCUCCAAAAUCACAGGGCAGGAGACAGAAGCAGGCUGGGACCCCCAACACCGCAGGCGUCACCCCAAAAUAGAUGCUUUCCCUUACCUCUGCAUGCCUCAGUUUCCCUUGGGUGGUGAAGUGAUGCUCUGGGGUUCAUCCCGCUCCCACAUCCCUUGCUGGUGCCUACAAAACCUCACAUGGUGCUCACUUUGCUUUUCAAAGCAUUUUGAUUUUGCCAGGGUGGAUUGCACAGGUUCCUUUGGGAUGCUCAAGCAGAGCAGCAGCCCCUUCAGUGCCCCAGCUAUCACCGUCCCACCUCGUGCCAACUGGGACUGAGCCAGGCCUGGUGGCUGAUCUGGCAGAAAAGGGAUGCUAACGAGGGUGAGAAAAUGAGGGAUGCUGAGGGUGAGAAAAUGAGGGAUGCUAACAAGGGUGGGGAAAAGCCAUGCUCCAGCUACCUGAAGGGAUCCCCAGUCUGAUUCUUAUGGGUCUCUGCUUCAGUUCCCUACCUUUGAUGAAGAUGAGUUCAGGGUGGGCUGAAGGGUAGAAAACCACCCCAGGGGCUGGACCAUGGCUGGCAGCAACCACCCCAUUGCACACCCUGUCCCCUGCAGCACCCCAGAACAGCCCCUCCUCAUCACCAUGAGCCAAGCCCAGAAUUUGGGCUGUGGGGGAUGCUUGUUAGGCACCUGAUUCCCAUCUGCAUAUUAAUUUCACAUUGCUGAGGUCACCCUUGGUGUUGCUGGAAGGAGGAUCUGUGACCAGCAUGAAUACUCAUGGCUGGAUGGUGCAGGGCAGGAGGGGUUUGUUGCUGCCGUUUGCCCCAUACCAAUGUUUCCAACAGCCCAUCGGUAACACAAACGCGCUGGGUCUCGGCACGGCUGGGACCUGCUGGUUGCCAACAGGAGGGCUGAUGCCAGCCCCAAAGGUGUCUUUUUCAUCUCUCCCAUUGCUGAUGGUUUCUCUGCCUUCUUGUUUUGUGGAGAAAAAGGGGCGGGUGAGUCGUGGGUGGCAAUGGUCCGUCCCUUUGGGCCUGGGUUGUGGCAGGGUCCUGCUCUACACCCCACAGCUCUGUGGUCCAGCGCUGCAGCUAAGCCCCUUUAGUUUAGGUGCAGCUUUGUGCAGCCCAGAAUUCUUCCCCUGCCCUGACCCCAUCACUCCUCUCCCACAUCCCCUCCCAAGCUGGCAUUCCUCCCCGAAGCUGCAUCUUCUGAAUGAGCAUCCCUGCCCAAAUCAGCAUCGCUCCCAGACCAGCGUCUUCUGAAUGAGCAUCCCUGCCCAAAUCAGCAUCGCUCCCAGACCAGCAUCCCCCUGAAACCAGCACCCCUCCCAAAAUCCACAUCGCUCUCAAACAAACAACCCUCCAAAACAGCAUCCUCCAAAGCAACAACCCUCCCCAAACCAGCAUCUUCUGAAGGAGCCCCCCUCCCCAGACCUGCAUCCCUCCCCACGAGCUCCCUGGGGUGGCCUGUGCCCCUUGGAGCAGCCCCGGCUCUGGGCAGAGGGGUGAGAUUCACCAGCCCUAAGCACUGCCACUUGCGCUCCUGCACUGAAUCAUCUCAAUUACAGAUUUGCUUGGAUGUGAUUUGGGGAAAAAAAAAACAACCCACACACACAACAAAAAAACAACCCAGCCCUCUCCUUCCUCCUCCUCCUCCCCUGGGAAGGGGUGACAGCAGCAUAAAUAGCAGCUUGCGCAGCACGGGGCCAGAUGCAAAGCGAGCGGCAGGGCGGCCGGCUUCCCCUGGCACGCGUGGCACAGCUGCGGGCACCCUCCACCAUGGCAGAGCCUUCGCUGCCCCUCUCCUUCCUCUGCCUCCUCGCCUUGUCCUCUGCCUGCUACAUCCAGAACUGCCCCCGGGGCGGCAAGCGGGCGCUGGCUGACACAGCCCUCCGACAGUGCAUGCCCUGUGGCCCCGGGAACAGAGGCAACUGCUUUGGCCCUGGCAUCUGCUGUGGUGCAGAGCUUGGCUGCUACCUGGGCACGGCAGAGACCCAGCGCUGCGCCGAGGAAGACUACCUGCCUUCACCCUGCCAGGCUGGCGGCCAGCCCUGCGGCUCCGGCGGCCGCUGUGCUGCGCCCGGCAUCUGCUGCACUGCCGAAACCUGUGCAAUGGAUGGCAGCUGCCUGGACGAAGGCAGCGACGGGGCUCAGGAGGCGGCGGAGAAGAACCUGACGGUGCUGGAUGGCUCGGCCGGGGAUCUGCUCCUCAAGCUCAUGCACUUGGCGAACCGGCAGCAGCAGCAGCAGGGCAAGCAUCCCCUCCUCUGAGCCAGGGCACCGGGCAUCCCCUGCCCCCACACCGAUCCUCCCA
Molecule: messenger RNA, 3785 nt
Organism: Falco peregrinus (peregrine falcon)
Lineage: Eukaryota; Metazoa; Chordata; Aves; Falconiformes; Falconidae
Product: vasotocin-neurophysin VT
Exons: 3
Coding region: 3182-3742 (186 amino acids)
Cellular component (GO): extracellular region; secretory granule
Molecular function (GO): neurohypophyseal hormone activity
Source: RefSeq, a predicted model, not a curated record